CUUCCUGAAGUGACAGUGACGCUAUUGACACUCAGCUUUUCAAAGCCUGAAAAUAUGAGUGAGGAGCAUUACCUAGAGCUGUGCGAAAGCCCGGUCCAGUUUGAAAAUGCUUCUGCCGUCAACAACGUGUUUUUCGAUGAGGCAAACAAGCAGGUGUUUGCGGUCCGGUCAGGUGGUGCUACUGGUGUUGUGGUUAAAGGACCCGACGAUAAAAAUUCAAUUGCAUUCAGAAUGGAUGACAAAGGAGAAGUGAAGUGCAUUAAGUUUUCCUUUGAAAACAAGAUUUUAGCUGUCCAAAGAACAUCCAAGUCUGUGGACUUUAUUAAUUUCAUUCCAGAAUAUCCUCACUUGGAAUUCUCCCAAGAAUGCAAGACAAAGAAUUCUUCUCUGCUUGGAUUCUGCUGGACCAACUGGAAUGAAAUCGUUUUCAUCACUGACCAAGGGAUUGAGUUUUAUCAGGUGUUUCCCGACAAGCGCAGUCUGAAGCUUCUGAAGAGCCAAAGCAUCAACGUGAACUGGUACAUGUACUGCCCCGAGACCUCGGUCAUCCUGCUGUCCACCACCGUGCAGGGCAACGUGCUGCAGCCAUUCGCCUUCAAGAACGGGACAAUGUCCAAAAUGUCCAAAUUUGAGAUUGAACUGCCUGCAGUCCCCAAGCCCGCCAAGCUCAGCCUGUCAGAGCGAGAUAUCGCUGUGGCGACCAUAUAUGGUCAGCUGUAUGUAAUGUAUUUGAAGCACCACUCCAGAACGGCUAAUAGUCCUGGUGCCGAAGUGGUCCUCUAUCACCUCCCAAGGGAAGGGCCCUGUAAGAAGACCCACACGCUGAAGCUGAACACAACAGGGAAGUUUGCCCUGAACGUGGUGGACAACUUGGUGGUCGUGCAUCACCAAAGCUCUCAGACGUCCUUCAUAUUUGAUAUUAAAAUGAAAGAUCCAGACAGCACUCUGAACAUUCACCUGCCUGUUCUUCCUCCUUGGUCCAUCCAUCCCUACAAAAUCCCUCUGACUGGUCCAGUUGCUGUGGCCGCCCAGGCCCCAGUGUCCUGUGAACUUUACUCUUCAACUUGGAGUGUCUUUCAGCCAGACAUUAUCAUAAGUGCCAGUGAAGGCUAUCUAUGGCAUCUACAGGUGAAGCUCCAGCCUGUGGUGAACCUUCUGCAGGACAAGGGCAAGCUGAUGGACUUUCUGUUACGGAGAAGGGACUGCAAGAUGGUCAUCCUGUCUGUGUGCUCUCAGAUGCUCAUCAAAGGAGACAAGGGCAACCUACCUGUGGUGGCCACGGUCUUUGACAAGCUCAGUCAGGUCUAUAAGGAGUAUCUGGAGGCAGAGCAAAGUUACACCACGGCUGUGGAGUCUGGUGCAAGUCGGGCCAGCACUGUUCACAAGAGGCCGGUACGCACGCAGGCCGUCAUCGACCAGUCGGACAUGUACACGCACGUGCUGUCCACGUUCACAGAGCGCAAGGAUUCAUCCCACAAAUUUGUCAUUGCGGUGCUGAUGGAGUACAUACGCUCUCUGAACCAGUUCCAGAUUACUGUGCAGCACUACCUGUAUGAGCUGGUCAUCAAAACUUUGGUCCAGCACAACCUCUUCUACAUGCUUCACCAGUUCCUCCAGUAUCAUGUUCUCAGCGAUUCCAAGCCCCUGGCCUGCCUUCUGCUCUCACUGGAGAGCACGUACCCCCCCGCGCACCAGCUGUCCCUGGACAUGCUGAAGCGGCUCUCCACGGCCAAUGAUGAGAUAGUGGAGGUGCUGCUGUCCAAGCAGCAGGUUCUGGGGGCAUUGCGUUUCGUCAGGAGCGUAGGUGGACAUGACAACAUCUCUGCCCGCAAGUUCCUCGACGCUGCCCGCCAAACCAAAGACCAGAUGCUCUUCUACACCAUCUUCCGCUUCUUCGAGCAGAGGAACCAACGGCUGCGAGGAAGCCCCAGCUUCACUCCAGGAGAACACUGUGAGGAACAUGUAGCAUUCUUCAAGCAAUUGUUUGGGGAACAAGCACUAAUGAAACCUGUAACAGUUUAAGUAGCUGAUAUGGUGGAAAUGCUGACUGUACAUAAUGUUUAUGUACGGAACUUAUUUAUCUUAUAUGAAUGCCAUAUGCUUAUUGCCUCAGUUGAUUUUGUGAAGGCAUUGAUGCAGUUUUGGCUGCUCUCUGAAAUUACCAGGGAAACAAUACUAGAAUAAUAGAUUACUUAUAAUUAUUAAUUUUGUAGAACAUACAAAUCUAAAAUGGAGUGAAAUCUUCUGUGACAGCAGUUUUUGAAUGCUCGUAUUUCUGCAGUUGUGCCUGGUGAAAGUCUUAAUAGGAAGCUAUUGUGAGUUUAUCUUGAUGCUAUACAAAGGAUGAAAGUGUGAAUGUAGAUGGGAGUUUACCAUAGCUACUCUUAUUACCACAGCCGUCGCCACCUAGAGGUUGAGGAGUGAAUGACUCUCUUGCUACCCGCCAUUGAAGUGCUCUGUUCUGUCUUUAAUGUGGCACCUAGGUGGAGACAGAGGACAGUUUGUUUAAAUAUGUGUUCAGUGAACGAGAUGGUAACACAAUUAAGUUAAACGGGGUUUACCUUUAAUGUGUACUGUCUGUAAGUGCAGUGGCUACUCACUGGUACCACGUGGAACGAUGAAGUAUCCCUGUGAAAACCGGUGCCGCAUGGAAUUAAAGACGUGAAAUCCUAAGUUGUAAUUUACAGUUUCUCCAGCAAGAGUAUAUUUUUAAUAAAGAGGGACCCAUAAAGCUGACAUGUAAAUUGUCUAGUUAUUUUUGGAGCUGUUGGCUUGAUGUGUGAAUAAAGCUUGUCUCAUA
This is a messenger RNA of Paramormyrops kingsleyae, 2800 nucleotides long. RefSeq names its product regulator of MON1-CCZ1 (gene rmc1). Gene Ontology annotation, biological process: regulation of autophagy. Gene Ontology annotation, cellular component: Mon1-Ccz1 complex; lysosomal membrane; late endosome membrane. Lineage: Eukaryota; Metazoa; Chordata; Actinopteri; Osteoglossiformes; Mormyridae. Gene Ontology annotation, molecular function: protein binding. The record is from RefSeq and is a predicted model, not a curated record.